GUCGCGGCCGUGACGUGAUCCGGUGUCAAGCUACUGACGAGCCUAUCUUUCCUCGGCAGCAUCGCCAUCAUGGCAGACGAGCUACCUCCCCUGACACAAGCAUGCGCAGGCGCAAUAGGCAGCGCGGCUUCGAAUCUGAUCGCCUAUCCCCUCGACCUGGUGACUACGCGCACACAGACUGCGCCGACUCGCCGAGCGGACAAAGGCAAAGCUCGCGCGGGUCAAGCUGCUCAUCGGCGCGGAGAUGACUACAGUACCCUCGUUGGCGCUGUCAGGACGAUCUACGCUAAAGAAGGCGCGACGAGCUUCUACCGAGGCGUAACGAGCGACACUGUCUCGACUUGCAUGUCCAAUUUCUUGUUCUACCUGGCCCACUCGUUCCUGAGGACGAGACUGUUGCUGCGAAAGGAAGCAAGAGUGGGAAGCAGCAAGACGGGUGUCAAAUUAUCUGCGCCAGAGGAGAUCGCCAUUGGCAUGGUCGCAGGCAUCGUCUCGCGCUUCUUCACCAAUCCGAUCUCCAACAUAACAGUGCGGAAGCAAACCUCUGCUUCGGCAGCGCAAGCACAGGAUAAUUCAACAAGCGGCGCCAAUGUGCCCGGCACAGAAAUCGCACAGAGCAAGUCUGCGAAGGAGGACGAUAGCAGCAGUGACGAUGAAGAUGGCGACUAUAGCCCCGGGCCAAGUGCAAUGACGAUCCUGCGAGAGAUCUAUGAUGACAAAGGCAUCACUGGGUUCUGGUCCGGCUUCAAAUCUGCUUGCUUUCUGACUACAUCGCCUGCACUCACAUUAUAUCUGCUCGAAUUGUUCAAGCGUAUCAUCAUCCCACAGCGCGAUAUUGAUGCACCACGAGCUUGGCAGACACUGCUCGCAUCCGCCAUGGCUUCCUCGCUCGCCAAUACUGCAGUCUACCCGAUGAUCCUCGCAAAGACUCGUUUGCAAUGGAAGAGCCCCAGCGGAAAACACGUCUAUCGCAGUAUCACCGACGUCUUUGCCAAGACGCUCAAGCGACAAGGUCCCGCAGGCCUGUACACCGGUCUGAGUGCUCAGCUGGCCAAAGGACUCUUUUCGCUUCCGAUCACAAUGCUCGUCAAGCAGCGCGUCGAGCUGCUCAUCGUCGAGGCCUACCGCCGUGCUCAGAGAAGGCGCACGCUUAUAUGAUCUUCCAUGUGUUGUAACCUAUUCAAACAGUCAUUGGCCGGAACGCUUGACGCUGUCUCAGAUGCUCAAUGCAAG
This is a messenger RNA of Mixia osmundae IAM 14324, 1233 nucleotides long. RefSeq lists its product as uncharacterized. The transcript has 4 exons. NCBI's taxonomy places the organism in Eukaryota, Fungi, Basidiomycota, Mixiomycetes, Mixiales, Mixiaceae. Bases 70 to 1158 code for a protein of 362 amino acids. The record is from RefSeq and is a predicted model, not a curated record.